AUGGGUGUGAUAGUGGCUUUGCUAUUAUGCUACGCUUCUAUUACUAGUCAAUCUGCUAACUUAAUGAAAGCAGAGGAGAAACGUGCUCUGCUUCAAACCAAGUGGUGGAAUACUAGUAUUACUCCCUACAACGUCUCAGACCCUUGUUACUGGCACGACGAGAUAUCUUGCAAUGAUUUUGGAAGCGUUACUCAGAUGUCUCCACUCCAAAUCACUUCACAGCACCCUCGACUAGGAGAUCUCAAUUUGACAGCAUUUUCUUAUUUAGAAGAACUUGAGCUUUCAAGAAUGGGUUUGACAGGUAGCAUUUCAACUCAAAUUGGAGCUCUUCAAAAUCUCACUUAUUUGGACUUGUCUAAUAACCACCUUACUGGCAUCAUUUCCUCUCAUAUAGGAGCUUUUCAUUAUCUCUACCAUUUAGACUUUUCUCAUAAUGACCUCACUGGGGAUGUCCCUUAUAUUCAUAAAAAUAUGCUUGAUGAAAUUAUUUUUAAUGGUAACUUUAGUCACAACAAAAUCAAUGGAGUGUUACCAUCUAGAAUAUGCACUUACCCUCCUUUAUGUAGCAUUGAUUUGAGCUACAAUAUUAUCUCUGGUAGUAUACCUAGAGAACUUGGUGAGUUUUUCUCCAUCAACUUGUCAUACAAUUUUCUCAAUGGCUAUGUUCCUAAUGAAGUUUAUAGCUCUUUUCCACAUGACAUUUUAAACGGCAAUAAAGGGCUACUUGGUCCAGAGAUGAUCCAUGGUUCUUCUAAAAGUCCAAAGUCUAUGUUGAAAAUCAUAAUUCCUUUGACAGUUUUUCUUGUCAUCAUAUUUGUUGCGGUUUUUCUCAUAUUUGCGUCAUUCAAAAAGAACAAGAAAUCCAAAACGGAGACAAGAGAAACAAAAAAAGGGGAUUUGUUUUCCAUAUGGAAUUUUAACGGUAAAAUUGCAUAUGAAGAUAUCAUUGAAGCAACAGAGGACUUUCAUAUCAAAUAUUGUAUUGGAACUGGUGCAUAUGGAAGCGUUUAUAUGGCACAACUUCCUUGUGGGAGAAUCGUAGCAGUGAAAAAACUUCACAAAAGAGAAUCUGACAACCCAUCUUUUGCAAAGAGCUUCCACAAUGAAGUGAAAAUGCUAACUGAAAUUCGUCAUCGUAGUAUUGUAAAGCUUUAUGGUUUCUGUUUGCAUAAUCAAUGCAUGUUUCUCAUCUAUGAAUACAUGGAAAGUGGAAGCCUUCUUUAUGUCUUGAAUCAUGAUGAUGAAGCUAAAGGGUUGGAUUGGAGCAAGAGAGUGAAUGCCAUAAAAGGAGUAGCAAAUGCCUUAUUCUACAUGCAUCAUGAUUGUUCUCCUCCAAUCAUCCAUCGAGACAUAACAAGUAGUAAUGUACUAUUGAACUCAAAUAUGGAGGCAUUUAUAUCUGACUUUGGCACAGCAAGAAUCAUUGAUCCAGAUUCAUCUAAUCAAACUUUUUUAGUUGGUACUUAUGGUUAUGUUGCUCCAGAGCUUGCAUAUACUUUAGUUGUGACUGAAAAAUGUGAUGUGUAUAGUUUUGGAGUGGUGACAUUGGAAACAAUUAUCGGUAAACAUCCUGGAGAUUUAAUAUCAUCUCUGUCAAAGACCUGCACAAAAAGCAUUUUUUUAAAAGAUGUGUUGGACACACGUCUCCCAUUGCCAUCAAGACAAGAUGCAAGAGAUGUGAUUCUUUUGGUCACAAUAGCACUAGCAUGCUUGAAUCCAUCUCCCAGAUGUCGACCAUCAAUGCAACAAGUGACUCAAAGACUUUUAUUUUCCAAGCUACCACUAGCUAUUCCUUUAAAUAACAUCUCAAUCCAGCAUUUGGUGAAUCAAGAUUUACAAAUAAUCUGGCCCGGCAGUUAGAAAGCUAGGAGAUUUGGCUCUAUGAUUGCUUUGUACCUUAGAAUGAAACUU
This is a messenger RNA of Prosopis cineraria, 1911 nucleotides long. Its product is annotated as MDIS1-interacting receptor like kinase 2-like. Lineage: Eukaryota; Viridiplantae; Streptophyta; Magnoliopsida; Fabales; Fabaceae. The coding region runs from base 1 to 1860 and encodes 619 amino acids. Gene Ontology annotation, molecular function: ATP binding; protein binding; protein kinase activity. The transcript has 5 exons. The record is from RefSeq and is a predicted model, not a curated record. Gene Ontology annotation, biological process: protein phosphorylation.